CUAUGCAUGUGCCUGUUCCUCACUAACGUCGAGAUCCCCAUCGUGACGACCGCCCUGGUCAGCAUCACCGACGAGUUUGGAGGCUUCGACAAGGCCAGCUGGGUCAUCUCGGCGUACCUGCUGGGCUACGUCGGCGUGCUGAUCAUCCUGUCCAAGCUCAGCGACAUCUUUGGCCGCAAGUCGGUCCUGCUCGCCGUCAUCCUUGUCUUCACCAUCUUCUCAGGCGCCUGCGGCGCGGCCCAGUCGAUUGAGCAGCUCAUCGUCUUCCGCGGCUUCCAAGGCAUUGGAGGCGCGGGCAACUACGCCAUCAGCUCCGUCAUCUUUCUCGAGCUGGUGCCCUCGCACAAGUAUGCCAAGUAUACCAGCUCCAUAUCUGUCGUCUACUCGCUUUCGCUGCUCUGCGGCCCUCUCCUCGGCGGCGCUAUCAGCGAGUACUCGAGCUGGCGCUGGAUCUUUCUCAUCAACGUCCCCGCGGCCCUGCCUACAGCCCUCCUCCUCGUCUUUACCCUGCCCUCGGGCUUCCCGCGCCACCACCUGCCACCGCAUGCUCGCGCGACGCGCCACUACGGCUUCUCACGCGACGCGCUGCGCCGCCUCGACGGGCCCGGCACGGUGCUGCUAUUGCUGGGGACGAUGGCGCUCGUCGCCGCGCUGGAGGAGGCCGGGGUGCACUUCCCGUGGAGGUCGGCCCCCGUCAUUGUCCUCCUUGUGGUCGCCGGGCUGGCGUGGGCGGCGUUUCUGUUCUGGGAACGCCGUGUGACACUGCGCCAGGGCAAGGGGAGCAAGGUGGAGCCCGUGUUCCCGUGGCGUUUCGUUCAGAAUCGCGUCUGGAUUGGCAUGGUGCUCAACGCCCUCUUCUUAGGCGCGCCCUGGUUCUGUGCCAUGUUCCAGCUGCCGCAGCGGCUGCAAAUCGUUAACGGCAUGAGCCCCGUCGAUGCGGCUGUGCGAGUGAUCCCGUUCAGUCUGGCGGCGCCGCUUGGUUCGGUGGUUGCGCCGACCAUUGCCAAGGUCGGCCGGGUGCCCCCGCUGUACCUUGUACUGGCCGCGGCCGUGGUGCAGGUGGUGGGCUUUGCGCUCCUCUCGACGCUGCCUGACGGCGCGCCGGUACUUGCGGCGCAGUACGGGUACGAGAUCAUCGCGGGCUUUGGGUGUGGCGUGAACAUCACGCUGCUGGUGCUCAUGACGCCUUUUUGCGUUCAGGAGAGAGACAAAGCUGUCGCCAUGGGUGCUGUUGCCCAAUUCCGUGUGAUGGGCGGCGCCAUAGGCCUCGCGAUUGUGACUACCGCGUUCAACGGGCUCGUCAGGGGCCGGCUCGGGGAUCAGCUUGCCCCGGGCCAGCUAGAACAGCUAUUGCAAUUCCCGGGGAACAUUGCGUCGCUGCCUCCGAGCGUUCAAGAAGCAAUCCGGGUUGCGUUUGCUGAUGGAUACGCACUCCAAGCCAAGAUCCUAUGUGGAUUAGCCGCUGGGCAGAUCCCGGCCUCGUUCUUGAUGUGGCAAACGAAGCAGAUCCUAGUGUAA
Molecule: messenger RNA, 1518 nt
Organism: Canariomyces notabilis
Lineage: Eukaryota; Fungi; Ascomycota; Sordariomycetes; Sordariales; Chaetomiaceae
Product: major facilitator superfamily MFS-1
Exons: 5
Biological process (GO): transmembrane transport
Cellular component (GO): plasma membrane
Molecular function (GO): transmembrane transporter activity
Source: RefSeq, a predicted model, not a curated record